AUGCCUUUAUCAAGACUGAGGACUACUAACGACAAGUGGGAGACGGCACCGGAAUAUGAAGCACCAUCCACGUUCACCGUGGAAAGGUUUCUGCAGGUGACGGAUCUGUUGCUCGAGAAUCCAAAUCUGAACUCCACCCAUCUGUUUCGAGCCGACAUCCUCUACGAUGACGCCCACCUUUUGAGAACGGUCUCUGAGAAAGAGACUCGCUGUCAGAUUGGCAGCUCGGAUGACAUUGACGACGAGGGUUCCUAUGCCAAAGAGCCUGUCGGCGUAGCCUCCAGUGUAGCGCCCUUCGUGCCGGGCGCCGUCCUGCACAGGAAGGUGCUAAGAAGACUCGUUCCUCGAAAACCACAGCUCGAUCGCCCCUUAGACCAGUGGUGUUACAUAUACAGAUUGGCUGAUGGCCCGGAGAUUUCUGGUUUUGUUGUGCUUUAUGUCCCCGUCGUGGAAGGAGAAGCUGAAAUGCCAUGGUACCAUCCACCAGUCAAGGCCCUGGCAUACGUCUACGAAGUCAAGCACAAGGAGGGUGAGUCAACGUUAUCUGUUCACCUUUUGCCUUUCUCCAGCACCACAGAUUCGUUGCCAACUCGUCUGCAUCGCACCAUGAUUUCUUUACUUCAAACGUUCGUUAGACUUUCGAAGAGUACGACGGGGGAGCACCUUGAGGAGGGGGUGCAAUAUGGCGAGGAGCGAACAGCAACAGAAUUGUCUCUGGCACCCGCUGCUUUGAAAGACACUGUUCUGCCCCAACAUAUCGUUCAGGACACCUACGCUCGCCUCAAACAACAGUAUGCGCGUGACCUGAUUUCCCGCUGGGUCGAGAAGACGGAACCGUCCAAGCACGUCUUUGAGGAUCUCUCGAUCGCCGCCUUCCUCAUUGAGCUCUGGAAGCAAAUGUAUCCUCCUGGAACCUUCCCGGGCUUCAUCGACUUCGCCUGCGGGAACGGCGUGCUCACUUAUGUGCUGAUCAAGGAGGGCUACCGUGGCCGUGGGUUCGACGCCCGCCGUCGUUCUACCUGGCAAGUUCUGGGGAUGGAAGACUACCUGGAUGUCAUGGUCUGCGUGCCGCAGCCGUUCCUUGAUCACGCGCCCGUGGAGCUCAGCAUCGACCGCCUGCACGAGGCAGGCAUGCAGAUUCACAACGGGCUCUUCAACGGUGUCUUUAACGGUCUCCGGAACGGGGUUUUCAGACCUGGCACCUUCAUCAUUUCUAACCACGCUGACGAACUCACGCCCUGGACGCCACUGCUCGCGGCUCUCUCGUGUCCGGAGUCGCCGCUCCCGUUCCUCGCCAUCCCAUGCUGUUCUCACGCUCUGAGUGGUGCGAAGCACCGUUAUUUACCGAAAGACAUUACCUCAAUCUCUCCCGCACCAAGCAUUAACGGUAAUGAACAUCAAACAGCGAAUGGAGAUCUAAAGGCUCUCCGAGCAGCGAAGCUGAAAGCCGCAUCCCAUCAGGACGACAAGUCAAUGUACGCGUGCUUGACCAAGAAAGUCGUAGCCCUGGCACAGGAAGUUGGCUGUGGUAUCGAGCUGACGCUCAUGCGAAUCCCAAGUACGAGGAACAUCGGCAUUGUAGGGAACAGGAGGAGGACUUUCAGCGCCGUCGACGGAUUUAUUGGUCAACCGAAUCCACAGAGCCAGCAAGUUGAGCAGCAGCCAGAGUCUGACCCCGCCAGCGCAUCAGUCAGAUCCGCACCCACGGUACAAGACAAGGUCGACCGAUUGCUGGCCCGUGAAUGUGCAAUGUCCGGAGGCCUAGCCGAGGCGGCAAGGACUUGGAUCGAACGAGCACAGAAGCUCCAAAAGGGCCGGGGAAGAGGGAAGGUGAAUCUGGGCGGGAAAUCAGGGGAGGACUAUGGACACGAUUGA
Cladophialophora yegresii CBS 114405 is the source of this 1875-nucleotide messenger RNA. RefSeq lists its product as uncharacterized. NCBI's taxonomy places the organism in Eukaryota, Fungi, Ascomycota, Eurotiomycetes, Chaetothyriales, Herpotrichiellaceae. The transcript has a single exon. Gene Ontology annotation, molecular function: tRNA (uridine) methyltransferase activity. Bases 1 to 1875 code for a protein of 624 amino acids. Gene Ontology annotation, biological process: tRNA methylation. The record is from RefSeq and is a predicted model, not a curated record.